Molecule: messenger RNA, 476 nt
Organism: Caenorhabditis angaria
Lineage: Eukaryota; Metazoa; Nematoda; Chromadorea; Rhabditida; Rhabditidae
Source: the annotation of a GenBank genome assembly
AUGACACAGGUGAGAGUUUUUCGUUUUUGGAGGGCGCAGAGAAAAAAAAGAAAGAAAGUGCGCUCUAUCGAACUGUUCGCACCAGUUUUUUUUCAUUUUCGAAAUUCAUUUUUUGUUUUUUUUUUGUUUUUGUUCUCCUUUCCAGCUGAUUAUCGAUGUUUUCUCGAUUAAUAAGUAAUAUUUUCAACUGUAGAACAUUUUUCAGCAUGUUGGGUUGGUACGGAACGUCGAUUUUGUCAUCUACACACGAAAAAACAGGUCAGUUUACUUGUUAUUUUGAACAUUCCCCAAUUUUAUGUUUUUUCAGAUUUUAUUGUAUCAAAGCGGUUAAAGAUAGGAUUAUUAUGAGGAAUAAAGGAUUUGACAACAUCCAAACCGAAAGUUUCCCACCAUCAAUCUCGACAAAACUGCCAGCGAACCAAUCAAACUCUCGGAAUCGAAUUGCUGUUAUUUUCAUCAAGCUGAGGAAAUGCUAA